GCCAGGGGAAAUGGCGGCAUUGCCAGGCCUCCCCGCCUCGGCCUCCUUGGACCUCCUCCUCUGUCGCCGACCCGCGCGUCCCAUGCUCUGCAGCCCUACCCGCGCCAGAAGUCGGCUCCCGUGAACGGCCCCGGCGUGAAUGCCUAAAUCAAAGGAACUUGUUUCUUCAAGCUCUUCGGGCAGCGAUUCUGACAGUGAGGUUGACAAAAAGUUAAAGAGGAAAAAGCAAGUUACUCCAGAGAAACCUGUGAAGAAGCAAAAGACUGGUGAAACUUCAAGAGCCCUGUCAUCCUCUAAGCAGAGCAGCAGCAGCAGAGAUGAUAACAUGUUCCAGAUUGGGAAAAUGAGGUACGUCAGUGUUCGGGACUUUAAAGGGAAAGUCCUAAUUGAUAUUAGAGAAUAUUGGAUGGAUCCAGAAGGUGAAAUGAAACCUGGAAGAAAAGGUAUUUCUUUAAAUCCCGAGCAAUGGAGCCAACUGAAGGAACAGAUUUCGGACAUUGAUGAUGCAGUAAGAAAACUGUAAAAUCAGAGCCAUAUGAAACCUGUACUGUUCUAGUUGUUUUAAUCUGUCUUUUUACAUUGGCUUUUGUUUUCUAAACGUUGUUUUCCAAGCUAUUGUAUAUUUGGAUUGCAGAACAAUUUGUAAGAUGAAUACUUCUUUUUUUUAUGUGCAUUAUUAAAAGUGUUCUGAGUGAAGCUAAUUGUCAACUUUAUUAAGGAGGUUUGCUUUGUGCCCGCCACCUAGUGUAAAAUAAAAUCAAAUAAUACAAUCUUAACUGUUGUGGCCUUUCUUGAUCAAAAAAGUUGGUACCGUUUAAGGCCAAAAGUAACAGUUUAUAGACCUGUUAGUUUCACUUUGGCUUUUACAUGCAAAAGGAUUUGUAUUGCAUUGAAUUUAUAAACUCUGACUUGUGAAAUCCAUAGUUGAUCUGUUUUCUUCCAGUCCAGUGUCUAGACUUAACUAGAUUUUUCUACCCCAGUGAUACUUCACACCCCCCACCUUUUUUUUAACAGUGUUUUUUCCUUUAAUGACUUGUCAUGUUCAGUUUUCAUUUCACUCUUUUGCUCUCUUGAAUAUAUUAUACUAAUUUGGAAAGUCAGUGAAACUGUCAACAUGUUAGUUAUCUCAACAAGGUACUUGUAAUUAAAAUACUAUAUGAGAGCUACAAUCACUAAUUCUACUGUAUUAACUAUUAGGAGAUAUAGUUUGAUAAAAAAACAUGGCUUGUAUGAAAACUGAGCAAGUAAGUGUAUGUCGUUACCUGUAGUGUCCUGUGUAGUACCUUAUUGCUUAGUCUGCAGAGAAUAAUGACUUAAAUGUCUGAUUUCCUUUCACUUAUUAAACCUGUUCACCAUGGGAUGAUGUCUAUGAAAUCAGAUACUGUUAUCUUAGAUUAGGAUUUAAUAAAAAUUGUGAAAGAUUACUGGCCUAACAUUUUAUUUUAUAAUGUUGAGUGUGGAUUAUAUGUAGCCAGAGAUAUCACUGAGCUUUACUGUCACAGGAGGUAAUGUGGUUAGUUUUUGGAAGAAAGAAUAUAUAGGCACAUAUUUCUGGUUUUUUGGCCUUUUCUUAGUGGACUUGGUUCUUUUUUUUUUGCAGUUAGUCUACUGGACAGUAGUAUUCUAGACUUAAUGUUACUAAGUUUUAGCAGGCACUCGGAAGUGAUUUUCAUGAAAUUGUAGUGAUGAAGCAGACCCCAUUGACGCACAGAUUUCAGGGGCUUUGCAGCAAUAAAUAGGGCAGGAUGUGCCUUAGAAAGAGAAUUUAGGGGAACUCUAACUGAGAUGAAGGAAGGUGGCAGUGAAGAGGAGGGAAAUGUCUUCAAACAAGGUGGAACAUAGGAUAUUUUGAUCACAUUGAUAGGACACAAUCCUGGAUAGAAUAGUAAAAAGAAAGGUUUAAAGACAUGUAAAAAAAAAUUCUUAUUAACAAAUUAUUUUCAAUAGCUAAUCUUAAAUGGUUUUAUUGCCAUGUCGGAGAGUUGCACUAUUAUACCAAGACUGAUUACUGCGUCUAAAAUGUUUUAUAGUAGAAUUGUCAAGGAUUUGAUUUCAAAACUAGCUGCCAGGACAGGUAUAGUUAUUAAAUUGUUUUCUGGCAGUUCUUCUGUCUUAAAGUAUGUUUUUACAUUUUUUAGAUGAUUUUUAUAAUGUUUUUAGCAGUAAUCCUAAUAGGUGCAUAAUUGGGGAAUUAAAUCUUCCCUUGUGGUAUUUUAACCUCCAUCAGAUAAUAGGUACCCAAAGUGUUCAAAAUGGUAUUUUAGACAAAUCAUAUCUUGAUAGAUAACUUUCCCUUUAUUUGGGAACAUACAUGUGUUCUAUUAACUUAAUUGGGUGGACUUGUAAAGUAUUUCUUAUUACAUAUACAGAAAGGGUAGUUAGAACACAGAACAUUGAUUUUGGUGUAAAGAGAAUAAUGGGAAAGUUUCCUAGGUCUGUAUGAAUUCAGGCUGGGUGUGCAUUUUAAAACAAUCUGCUGACACAGAGCUGGUGCUGAAAUCUGUUACCUAGGCAUUUUCUAGCUGUACAACAUUGUGUCAUUAAGACCUUCAUAGAAAGAGUGUUUCCCUCACAGAAUUUGAUAGGUUGACUGCUAAAUUCAUUUAAAUUUGCAAAUGGAUAUGCAAUAUAUAGAAAUUACUUCUUUUUUGGGGUACAGGAAGUGAUGAGAACUAGGUUUAAAAGAAAAGACCAGUUAAUUAUACUGAGAAGAUAAGAUAGGGAGUGAGGUUUUCUGUUUCAAAUUACCUUCUUGGUAAGAUUUCUUCCAGGAAGAGAGCUUGCCAUUUUGAGGCAGCAGUUUCUUACUUGGUAAUGCCAGAAUGAAUUUAAUUAAUGCCAGCCCUGAGUGAACUUGUAGCAGGGUUUCUCCAAUGGGGUUUUCCUCUUUGUCUUUUCAAGUAUGGGUAGCAUUUGACUGAUUUCCAGUGCCCUUGGCAUUUUACUUAAAGAACCACCACUUAAAAAAAAAAAAGAAAGAAAGAAAGAAAGAAAGAAAGAAAGAAAGAAAGAAAAACAACAAAAAAACCCCCACACCACACACACAUAUAAAAACAAAACCAAACCUCUUUAUGAUUUGAUUAUUCUCUCUUGCUUUUACUUUGUGAAUGCUUUUGAAGAAUACUCCUACCUCAUUAGCUAGUCAAGUUGCUGUGAUAUUGGAUCUAUUCCUACGUAGGAAAAAACACUUAGAAAAAAAAAGUAUGUACAUAUCCUGGCUUGGCUAUUGAGGGGAAAAGAGAAAGAGUUGAGUGUUAUUUAGGUUUCCUGAUAGGGAUGUCAGAAAGAGCACUAUACAAGCUUGAAAUUUUUUUAAAAAGCGCUGGCUAAUAUUUAGGUAUCUCCUGAAAUUCUUUGUUAUUUACUUUUUAUGGAAAUUAAUCCAGUGAAAUACUUUAAAGUUUUUGUUUUUAUUCUUAAAGUGGUAUUUUCCAGAUAAAGUCUGGGGUAAACAUUCACAUAGUCACAAAUAUGUAAUUCUGUAAUUGUGGAAUAACCUGUAUGCUUUGGUUGGUACAUCUUCCAUGGAGAUGUCAAUGGAUAUAAUCCUCCAUCUGUGAAUAUUUUAAAUGUUGAAAUAAAAAUAAGAAAUGUG
Molecule: messenger RNA, 3595 nt
Organism: Mustela lutreola (European mink)
Lineage: Eukaryota; Metazoa; Chordata; Mammalia; Carnivora; Mustelidae
Gene: SUB1
Product: SUB1 regulator of transcription
Exons: 5
Coding region: 140-523 (127 amino acids)
Biological process (GO): positive regulation of transcription initiation by RNA polymerase II
Cellular component (GO): nucleus; transcription regulator complex
Molecular function (GO): DNA binding; transcription coactivator activity
Source: RefSeq, a predicted model, not a curated record